Opisthorchis viverrini is the source of this 240-nucleotide messenger RNA. RefSeq lists its product as hypothetical. The record is from RefSeq and is a predicted model, not a curated record. NCBI's taxonomy places the organism in Eukaryota, Metazoa, Platyhelminthes, Trematoda, Opisthorchiida, Opisthorchiidae. The transcript has a single exon. Bases 1 to 240 code for a protein of 79 amino acids.
AUGAACCAUGCGUCAAUUGCAGCAGUCUCGGAAACCUUGAGACGGUGCCUGUUCAUCCGACGUUCGGAUUUCCCGUGUUGGUUUCAGCCAAUCAGGCGGCUGGCAGACAAACCAGAACAGAGUCUCCUAAGGUUCAAUUCCCAGAGCAUUGGAGAUGAUUCAAGUAUCCAACUGGACUACUGUCAGCCGAUUCCUACGGAAGGCAAACAAAUUCGACAAUGGGACAAUGGACACACAUGA